Molecule: messenger RNA, 567 nt
Organism: Oppiella nova
Lineage: Eukaryota; Metazoa; Arthropoda; Arachnida; Sarcoptiformes; Oppiidae
Source: the annotation of a GenBank genome assembly
AUGGUUGUGGCGGUCGUACUGUUGCGAAGACUAUCAAUGGAUGGAUGUGCUCUUCGAUCAGAUGUCUUCACUGAUGAAGUGGUGGUCACUCAGUCGGUAGCGAACGAUGGGUCGAGCGAUGAGUCGACGAAUAACGACAACAUUCCGAUGGAUGCGGAAGAGCUGCACAAACAGCAGCAGCAGAAAGAGCUCAACAAAAACGCCGCCAAAAAUCAAUUGUCAAAGAAGUCCAAGAAUUACAAAUCAAAAGCAAAGCGAAAGCGUUCUGUGAUUGAGGAGGAGAUCGAAGUGGACGAGAAUGAAGACACCGAUAACCCUCUCUAUUGGUCGAUAACCGACGUUCACGAGUACCUCAAGAAGAGCAACUGUUUUAUGUUUGCGCCCACUCUUAGAGAACACGAAGUGGACGGCGCGGCUCUACUACUGCUCGACUACAACACUAUAACGAGUCUAUUGUAUUCGGGAUAUACCCGACAGUAUGGUAUCGCCGACGCCUCCAAACUGUCCGCUUUAGUCGAGUCUCUUCGUCACAAAUGGGCCCGUAUUUCGAAACGCCUCAAGAAUUGA